Drosophila eugracilis is the source of this 897-nucleotide messenger RNA. RefSeq names its product receptor expression-enhancing protein 5 (gene ReepB). The record is from RefSeq and is a predicted model, not a curated record. The transcript is spliced from 4 exons. The coding region runs from base 299 to 781 and encodes 160 amino acids. NCBI's taxonomy places the organism in Eukaryota, Metazoa, Arthropoda, Insecta, Diptera, Drosophilidae.
GGCAGCUGCCGAUGUGUGCGCGCCUUCUGUUAUCCACAAAAGUUUUCAUGUUUUGUGCUUUUCUUUGUUUACUUAAACGAAAGUACUUUUUCUUAGUACGCGGUGAGCAAUACAUUUCGUGCAUUCCAUAGUCUUAAUAUUUUACUUAUUCGGAGAAAGCCCAUAUCUCCGGGGUCAAAAGGUCUAGAAGGUUUACAAUUGAGACGUGGCGCUUGGCACACGUGGAGAAAAUCUACACACCUGUGUGCGUAGUUUAAUAGAGCUUAAAGUUCUCGUUCGGAGCUCUCCGGAGUUACCGAUGUGGCUCUGGGAUUAUAUUAUGCUAAUCAAACAGCGACGGGAGUCGCGGCGCAAUGUCAGAGUUCCCCUGGUUUACCUAGGCACAGUUGCUUCUGGUUUUUGCGCUCUCUACCUAGUCUUCGGCUGGGGCGCCCAGCUGCUGUGCAACAUCAUUGGAGUGCUAUACCCCGCAUAUAUCUCCAUCCAUGCAAUCGAGUCUAGCACAAAGCAGGACGACACCAAAUGGCUGAUCUACUGGGUCACAUUUGGAAUCUUUACGGUGAUUGAAUUUUUCUCCAGCCUGCUGACUUCCGUGAUUCCCUUCUACUGGCUGCUGAAGUGUGUCUUCCUUGUCUGGUGCAUGCUGCCCUUUGAGCGCAACGGUUCCACCAUCAUCUACCACAAACUGGUGCGACCCUACUUUCUGAAACAUCACGAAUCCGUCGACAGGAUCAUUGACGAUGGCAUGAAGAAAGCCGCUGGAGUGCUUAAGCACGACUAGAAAGCCGAUGUGCCGUAGCUCCGCCCGCUGCUCUCUUACCCAUGCAUUUGGUUUAGGGCCUGGUCACCAACCUCACCUCGUAUUGGUUAUGUUUUGCAAUAAAUUUUAAAUCUGUA